Molecule: messenger RNA, 832 nt
Organism: Ipomoea nil (Japanese morning glory)
Lineage: Eukaryota; Viridiplantae; Streptophyta; Magnoliopsida; Solanales; Convolvulaceae
Product: probable peroxygenase 5
Exons: 7
Coding region: 43-669 (208 amino acids)
Molecular function (GO): monooxygenase activity; calcium ion binding
Source: RefSeq, a predicted model, not a curated record
AAUAUUUCCAACCAAUAUAUAUAAAAUAACCAAAUCUGUUUCAUGGCCGCCCAAGAUUCUACUUCUUCCUCCAACAACGCUAUUGUUUACCAUGAUGGAAUGGGAAGGCCUUCUGAGCUGUCCCCUCUGCAAAAGCAUGUAUCGUUCUUUGAUAUCAACAAGGAUGGCAUCGUUUAUCCAUGGGAAACUUAUCAAGGUUUUCGAAAAAUGGGAUGUGGAGUGCCUCUCUCCGUUUUUGCUUCCUUGUUUAUAAAUUUUGGUCUCAGUCAGAAAACUCGACCGGGAAAGUGGCCAUCCCCUCUACUCCCUAUCGAGGUGGAGAACAUCAAACUUGGCAAGCAUACUAGCGAUUCUGGUGUCUAUGACUCCGAAGGAAGGUUUGUUGAAUCAAAAUUUGAGGAGAUAUUCAAGAAACAUGCAAAAUCAAAUCCAAAUGGUUUAACAUCAAGGGAAUUGGAUGAAAUGCUCCAGGCAAAUAGGAAGCCAAAUGACUAUGGUGGAUGGAUUGGUGCAUUAUCAGAGUGGAAGAUAUUGUACUUCAUAAGCAAAGAUAAGAAUGGGAUUCUGCCCAAAGAAACUAUUAGAGGAGUUUAUGAUGGAAGCUUGUUUGAAUCAAUGGCUAAGAAGCAUGCAUCUAAGAAGCAAGUGGUAAUAAUUUCCUCUUCUUAAAAAUGCAUGGAAUAAUUUAUGAAUAUAUAUGUGUAUUCUACUCUUGCAAUGUAUGAUGUUGGGGAUUAGUUUUGUCCCCUCAUGUUUUGUGCAUUGUUUUGGUUUGAUUAAUAAAGUUAUGUUGAUGUUUUAAAAAAAUAAAUGCAAUUACAUUUGGUUGGUU